GCGGCCGCCUGGGCUCGCGGCGCUGGCGCAGCGUGAGGCCGCGCGCGCGCCGCCGGCGGGCGAGCUGCGCGGGCCUCGCCUGGACGCGCUCCUGCAGGGGAUACCGACCCCUCUCCGCCUGGGCCAGCGGGCGGCCGCUUUGGCCGCCGUGCAGGCUCUCGAGCCGCCCGCAGACGGCUCCGCCGCCGGCGUGCGCGAGGAGGCCAUGCCAGCCGUGGCAGACCCAGGUGCCGCCGCUGACAUACCUCCACCAGUUCGCGACAGUACCCGCCCGCCUCGUCGACGCCGGGCAGACCCCAAUGGGUGCGCAUGCGCCGUGACUCAUAUCUUCUCAUUUUGUACAUGUGCAACUAUGUAUGUACGCGUUGCAUACAGCAUAUCUGCCAAAAAAUCGUGGGACAGGGGAGCAUCGGCAUAGCAUCGGCAUGAUCCCGCCAGCUUUCUGUUACCAUUUGUCCCCCUUUCCGCGUGCCGCCAGCUUUCUGUUACCAGUUGUUCCUUCCCCGCGUGCCGCCAGCUUUCUGUUACCAGGACAGGUAUGUGAUACAUUUGCUGCCACUGUGUUGCGUCGACUCCUGAAUACGCCAGAGCGGCGACAGUUUAGAUUGCCACAGUGCGCCGUCUUGUGUCGCGGGGGUGGUGGCAACGCCACUUCUGCGAAGCCUCGCGCGGGUGGUGACAACGCCACUCUUGCGAGGCAAGUUUUCGCCCGGAACUCUUUGGCUCAAGUUUGGUGCGCUCUGUGGAAAAAUGGUCCAUCAGCGUACCGAGGAGAGCGAACAAGAUCGCCUAUCCGUUCGCCUCGCUAUCUCGGUAAACACCCUAUUGAGAUUGAAACUCCGACGCCUCCAGGAGACCCC
Prorocentrum cordatum is the source of this 860-nucleotide messenger RNA. The record is from the annotation of a GenBank genome assembly. NCBI's taxonomy places the organism in Eukaryota, Dinophyceae, Prorocentrales, Prorocentraceae.